Colletotrichum graminicola M1.001 is the source of this 2868-nucleotide messenger RNA. RefSeq lists its product as uncharacterized. Gene Ontology annotation, biological process: protein ubiquitination; ubiquitin-dependent protein catabolic process. The coding region runs from base 1 to 2868 and encodes 955 amino acids. The transcript has a single exon. The record is from RefSeq and is a predicted model, not a curated record. Lineage: Eukaryota; Fungi; Ascomycota; Sordariomycetes; Glomerellales; Glomerellaceae. Gene Ontology annotation, molecular function: ubiquitin protein ligase activity.
AUGGACACUCCUCAUCAACCAGUUUCGCUGGACAACCCCGGGGUCUGGCAAAACCUUUCGCUGUGGACUGCUUACCGAAUACAAUACGCCGUCAACGUUACCAAGCUCGCUCCGUCCCUCGAAGAUCUGGUAUGGGCUGGUCCGAGAAUGGUGCAGAAGCUCGCUGCCUACCUACCCUUUUCUGAUUCACUUGACGCUCUCGGUCAGAGAGUCAUCCCCGAAGCAACAGGUUCUGGAAUACUACGCACUACCGACCUUGCCACCACUGCCGCCUUCAGUAUGGACAUACCGCCUCCCAUGGUCCGCUCUCACGGGCCUGGACCUGCUGUUCUGCUCAAUUCGGAUGUCGGUGGGGUCUCCCCUAAGUUCACCAUGGAGGGCGCAAAAGGGCUUGGCAGUGUCUUCAGCUAUGCCACGAGCAAAUGGGCGCUUUGCUGUAUUGCCAUGGCCAUCGUACUCAACCGCACCCACAUCUUUGCUGCUACACGCCGACGCUUGCGGCUCACCUUACCCGUUCGGCUGCUGCUCCGCGGUCUUCCAGUACUCCUGUUUCUGGUACAAGCCCGCGGACUUCUGCGCUCAAUCCAGUGCCAGACCUCCCCCGACUUCUCACAGAUGCGAUGGGGAAACACAAACAAGAGCUCUGAUCUUAUGUUCUCCCAAGCUGGGGGCUUCCUCCACACCAUGAGUUCUACAAUCUUGCUAGGUGCUUCAGACGAAGAGUCUUGCAUGGCCGUGGGCAUGGUGCCGGCAGAUGUUGACGAUGCGGCACAGGAACUGCGGGGUUCAUUAUCUCUCCUAUGGCCGCUCUUUGGCACUUUUUGCCUUAGCCAAUUCUUGGAGACCGUCUCCUGUGCCGUCCAGGGGCGACCCGUGGCAGCAGAGACGGGCAUGACACUCUUCGAACACUCUCUUGCGUUUGCAGAAGCCGAUGCCGCUAUCAGCAAUCAGCUGGGCUGGGGCUUAUUUACUCAGUCGCAAACAGCAGAGGCUACGUCUAGUGCUGGUGGUACUAUUGCCAUCAGUCGUUCCAUGAUUCUAAAGAGAGUCAAUACUUCGCCUGAGGUACUGUUAAUCGCUUUCCUCUCGGCUAUGAGCCAUAUCACCAGCCAUAUGCUGGGGAUUUUUAAUCUGCAGGCCAAAUUUCGUCUGGUCAGCACUGGGUUCUGGGGUCUUUGCUUCAUGGCGAGCAUCCUCUGGAGUGCAUUGACGUUCUCUUUGGACGAUCCAGCAAAGCAAGGACUGCUCAGAUUUCCCACGGUCUGUAUCAUCGGCUUCAUUCCUCACGUACUUGUUCUUGGUGGCAUUCUUGUCUGUUUGUUCAUAUACCUAUUGGCUCUUGGGUUAGCCGCUCUUACUCCUACGGAUAGACAAACAGGACAGAGGUUGAGUCUUCAAGAACGACUGGUCCACGCCCACGCAAACAUGCAAGCCAACCUCUCCUUGUCCGACAUCCGCAUUGGCAUGGAAAUGGACUUUUACACAGCCUUGCUACGAACUGGGUUUGGCGCUAUUACAAUGGCAAGCGAAGCUGUUUACCUGAAUGAAGACAGGGACGUCACCAUGCGGGCCUAUACAUGGCUCGAGGAGGAGAGAUAUCGGGAGCUCGAGGAUCUGCGGACUCAGUGGAUUGGAGCUGGUGCGACGGACUCCCACUACGACACCAUAGGUACCAUCGGCCUGGUGCCAGUGAAAGAUGAUAACAUGCUGGCUGCGAAUGGUUACGCUCGCGAGCGAGCAGCACAGAAGGUGCCCAAGUCUCGUUCAGGAGAGCGACGGCUAAGGGACGGUGUCGGCGCCGCGGAACGAAGCGGCAGGUGGUUGAUGGCACUGGAUUUCAUCAUGAAUAUCAACAGGCUGAUAUUCCGAACGUGGGCUACAGCCAUGCUGAAGAUUCUGUCCAAAAUCGGUCUCCGUCAUCCAAAGUUUCUGCUCUGGGUCGUUCGUCGACCAAAGGCUGCCAAUGAUACAAGGAGCUCGAACCACGGUAUCAGUACAAGUCGUGUACAUGCACCUGCAGACUCGACAGAGUCUCUGAACAUCCCCAGAAUUGACGGCGUUGAUGUCGAGUCUGAGUUCAGACAACAGGCAUGGAGGGGAAGCCAGAACCGGGCCCCUAUUGACGAGGCUGAUCUUGACUCGAAGCUAUACGGGUGGUGGCUCAGAGGAGGUUGGUGGGGCUCGAAAGACAACAGCGGCGAAUACCAACCAUACGCAUCUAGCAACGCAGAUGACGAUGACGAUGUCACAAGCGUUGUGUCAUUCAGCACCAAUAAUGACAGUGAAUGGGAGUCGGAGGAGGAUGGGCAACGAACGCCUACGCAGUCCAGGUCAUGGGCUUCCCGGGAAGCUACACCAAUCCCUGAAGAUUCACUUCAGUUGUCAGAUCUUGCACGCCUGCUACAUCCGAGCAACCCGGAGGAGAGAGAGGAGGCGCACGCUCUAGCUGCCCAUCUGAACAGCGACAGAAUCAUGACCCGAUCACAGUAUCGUAGGGUACAGCAGCUACAGAAGACGAGGAUCUUACAACCAGGCGGACGAGCCAGUCGUAUCAUGAUGCGGCCGGUAAAGAUGACGCCAGACGAGGAGGCACAACGUUUGGAACAGUUGUUACUGGCUCGCCGCGCCAACUCUACACGUUCCAUGGAUGAUGGUGCAUCGACGUGGGCUGAGGGCGCUGCCGGUCUUGGUCCGGAUGGUCCACAAUGUGUUGUCUGUCAGAGUUCUCCUCGCACCAUCAUCGUGUGGCCGUGCCGCUGCCUGAGCUUGUGCGACGACUGUCGCGUGUCACUUGCCAUGAAUAACUUCGAUAAGUGUGUCUGCUGUCGCAGGGAGGUUAUCAGCUUCAGCAGAAUUUACGUUCCUUGA